AGUGACUUCGAAAUAGGGAGUAGGGAGAGAAACAGAGUGAUUGCGUGAGAUACUAACAUCCAGUCCUGCCACAGAACAGUAGAAGCAGCAGUAGGAGUGCGAGCAUUGCUGGCGGACGGGACACAGACGAUCCAAGCGGACCGAGGAUUUAAGGGAAUACAUGCUGAAGAGGAGGCAACAACAAAGGGAGAGGAUGGAAUAAAGAAAAAACAAAGGGCAUCGUAUUGCUUCUGUGAGCGCCUCACACUUCUGUUUGGAGCAUCCCACAAGCAGAGCACCAGUGAAAACACAUACAUAUGAUAUAUAUAUAAAAUUCCUAUACAUAUAUAUCAAAUUAUGCCUGUUUUCAAAGAAGCUGCAGCCGGACAACGACUGAAUUGACAUCAAAAAGCUUUAAAAAAUUGGGAGAUAAUAUGCAGCAUUUGCUUAAAACUGUUGCAUAUUAAACCUUUGAUUUUUUUCAAUUGUUUUUCUCAGUAGGGGGAGAUAGGAAACAAAUAGAAAAAUUUUAAAACUGGAAAUUGAGUAACCGAUGCAAGAAUAUUACAAAAGCGCUUUUGCUGUCCUAUGUCCUGCAUUUCCAUAGGGGCUUCUUCUGAAAACAGGAUGUUUUUGGUUCUGCCCUUGGUGCCACACUGCCGUUCGGCUGUCGCAUCACCAAUUGUCUCUGUCGUCUGUGCGGGCUGGGCUAGCUUUGUUCCAGUGAGGCUCAUGCAGGCGCUCUGCUGAAAGUGCAGAGGGCAGUCUGCAGGCUCCCUGACCCCACGUUGAUAUUACCUCAGCAGCGGCAAAAAACUCCUACUGGGUCUGAGAGAAAAGGUUGAGGUAAGCCGAAGAAGAGAAGGACAGAGGUGAAAACACCAAAGGAAGGAUGAUUGGGGGGAGAUUAGGAUAAGAACAUGUAAUGAAAAUAAAAACUGAGCCAUAAAUAAAGAAAGGGAGGGAAAACAAAACCACUGAAGAAGGAGAAGCCAUGUUCCACUCCGAAAUGGACAAAUCAUUUUAACCCAUUAAUCUUUUCUUUUAUGGAGCAGAUCCAAGACAUUAAAAUAAUAGCUUCAGUACAGGAGCCCUUCUUGCUCUCUUCCUCCUCUCUCUUCACCUGUGCACUUGCAGGACAAAACUGAGCAGGCUGAAAGCCAAGAGUGGUGUCCUGGGUUUGUUAGACCCCUGGAUCCAAGGAGAGGAGGGGUCUCAGGGGAGCAACAGCAGUUGCAGCAACCCCGCACACGGCGAGUGAAAAAAGCCAUUGGACCCCUGUGUAUACCACUUAAAAGCUCCAGACUGAUACUGACAGUGUUCUGUCAUCAGGGAGCUGUUUGUGGAUGUGUACGUGUAGAAGUAUGGAUGUGCACAAGUGAGAGAUACCAAGCCCCAGGUGCACUUCUGGACCGUGAUCACCAAAGGAUUCUAGCUUGACGAGAGCUUGAAGUGAUCCUCUAAAGAUAUUUCACAGCUGUUGUUACCUGUUGGGUCUGUGGCUGAAAAUAGAAAGCAACAAAUUAGUUAGUAAAGACGUCAGCAGCUGAACAACUGAAAGCUACACUUUUCAGAGAGGGGAGUAACGUUUACCGAAGUGGAUUACAGUGGCGCCGAAAACAUGGCCACUGCAAAAAUUAAAAAGAUUCCUCUCAACAGUGACAUUGACAGUAGCAGGAUGAUAGAUGCAAGUUAAGACCUGUGGAGGACUUUUUUGUUUUUCUGGACAUCAAAACCCAUUUGACUUCAGUGUUAAGGUGUUAUCCACUCGUGAAUAUGAGUCUAUCUUUGGAAUGAAAAACCAUCCAUGUUGGAACCUUUGCUUAUUGCAAGUUUUGAUUUGCUUUGUCUGCCAGCACCUUUGGGAAUCUACAGAUCUCCCUUUUCAUGGAUUAUUCAUCCACUCUGUGGGGAUGUUCAUUGCUGAAAAUGCCAGGGGCAAGUUCAUUCAUAGGUAAUACACCCUCCUAAAUUGGAUCCUCCUCCCCAAGGGUCUGGAUUUGUCUACAACUGCCUCUGCUGUCUGCUGAAGACUUGAAUGGCUUUGUAAAAGGAGCUUUUUUGGUCUUCUAUCACCUGUUACUUUUCCGAACUGAGACGCUGCAAGAAAUUGGAGUAAGUCCAUCAUGGCCGCUUCGAUGUGUUCACUCUUGUUGAACUUUUCACUGGCCAUGUUACUAGGCCUGACUACCCUGAGCGGACUGAACUCAUGGCCAUCAGGUCAAGUUUCAGCACAGGCAUCUUCCAACAACCAGACCACAGAAUCUCCUGUUUUACCAGAGGCAGCAUUGGCAAUACCAACACCAGAUCCACAGUUACAAACAGAUUCAACCAGUGGGAACCGCUGCUGGGGGUACUAUGACGUCAUGGGCCAGUGGGACCCACCAUUUAACUGUAACGCAGGCAUCUACCUGUUCUGUUGCGGUUCCUGCUUCUACCGCUUCUGCUGCCAGUUCAGAAUCCACAGUUUAGACCAGACCUCCUGUUCCAACUAUGAUACACCUGUAUGGGCGAACACCGGGAAACCAGGAGUACCUGUCACAGAGGUCCAUCAGGAACCAGAUCGGGAUCGAACCCACAUGAUCGUGUACAUUAUCUGUGGGGUGGUGGCCAUCAUGGUGCUGGUGGGGAUUUUCACAAAACUCGGACUGGAGAAGAGCCAAGGAGGUCAAACAGACAUGACAAACUCAAGGACCCUGACGGAGCUUCUGAAGCAACCAGGGGAGGCAGGAGUGGUGGAUGGAGCUGGAAUUCAUCAUCCUAUAGGAACAAACGGCAUCACCGCCAGAGCAAUGCGCUCCAACAAUGAUCACAACCAUUUGAACAAUGCAGCUUUAUCCCCUUUGGGACCUGCCAUGGCCUUGUCUCACCCUCACAAUAACCUGGGAAUUGGCUUCAAUAAGUACACCUCGCUCAAGGCUGUAGACACAGGUGCUAGAGAGUACUACAAGAGCUACCCGAUGGUAGAUUACACCCACCGCCAGUCACCUCCAAUUUUCCAGCCAAUCAACUUCCACCCCAAGGACAAACCCUUUCUCCCACCUCCUGAUGUCCACGUACCUCUGGCCAUCACCAUCAAUGCCUCCCAGAUGCCCAAGCCCAAGAUCUCCAAAACCAACACGCACCCGCUCACCUCCAGCUCGGCCUUCAAAGCGUGGGACCCGAGUAAGAGCCACAUCCCGCACCCGACGGCCACCCACAUGAGCAUCGGCCCGCAGCAGCAUCACCCCAUCCAGCAGCAGCACCACCAGUCGCUGCAUCAGCAAAAUAGCCGGCGCCAGGCUUACUCUAACAAGAGGCAGUUCAGCAUCGAGACGUUGCCCGAGCUCUUCUCGCAGCCGCUGGGCUACGGCCACUCGCCACACAUGCACCCUAAGCACAAGGGACUGGCCACCAACAGUAAGACGGAGGUGACGGUGUGAAUGAACAGAGGAGGGGACGGGACAAAGAAACGGAGUGGAGGAGAAGCUCUCUGAUAUCCUUUAUAUCCACAGCUACGAUGUUGUGUUAGAGCAAGCAAAUAUCACAUCUGGGAUUUUUAUUAACUGCAUUUUCCUCAACAUUUUUAGCUAAAACAAAAAUAACAGCGUGUGUGUAUUGUAAAUUUCUAAGACCACCGGAUCGAAAGUCAAGCGGAUAAGCCGUGAAGGUGACGGAGCAGCAGGUGUCAGCUGUGACCCUUUGAACCUGGCAGCUUUUCUAAAUAAUUGAAUGGCCUCUCGCUGUGUUGACACACCUCUCUGCAUUGUCUCCUCUUGCAUCUCUGUGGCAUUCUGUUCCCCUCUGUAGCACCUGUCCACCACGUUCAAAUGGUCAAAUCCAACACUGAGACUUUAUUUACCCCUAAAUCCAGAGUCCAGACUCUGAGGCUUAGAGAGAGGCUGGCAGGGGAAUGUUUUUUUUGUUUUGUUUUUUUUUCCCUGAAACUUUGGCUUCUCGUCAGCUGAAACAAUAUCAUAGUGUUGUCAGCUCUCAUUGCCCUCCGGUUUUCUGCAGAGUGAGAUAUCAGCCUUGCAAUUCAUACCACAGAGGAGGGCAGGGGGAUGUGGGAACUAUUCAUCUCAAUCCAAAGGCAACCGUGAUGAGGGGGAUCCAAACCGUGUACAGAAUCACACAUGCAUACAUGCACACACUUGUCAAAUAUUAUGAAGAGUUUUCUGCCAUGUCAGAAAGUCUGCAGAAUCCACAUCUCCCCCCUGGAGACAAACAGAAACACAAUUUUCUCUCAAAACACAAAUUGUCAGAGACUUGUGAAAUGAAUCAGUGAGCUGUCUGAUUGUGUGCGGGAGCUUGAUGAAAUGUCUCUUACUCUGAGGAUGUUUAUAGCUGUAAAAUAAAACCACUGAUUCUUGAAAAUGGGACAUAAAAGUCCCAUUUGUCCAUCAAGAUUAUGAUUGUGAAGUUCCCUGGUAGCUUCACAAAUGUGCCAAAAAAUCUGUCAUCUGCAUCUCUGCACCUACAUCCUCUGAUAUUGAUUUUGCUAUUUUCAGUACAAUGGUUUGUACUGUAUAUGCAUGAGGUAUUUAUACGCCUUUGGAGUUAUUCACAUUUUCUCACAAGUGCAAACGUUAUUGUAUUUUAUUGGGAUUUUAUGUUACAGGCCAAGGCUAACUAGGGCAUAAAAUAAAACUAGGGCAAAAUCUGAGAAGUGUG
Molecule: messenger RNA, 4632 nt
Organism: Girardinichthys multiradiatus
Lineage: Eukaryota; Metazoa; Chordata; Actinopteri; Cyprinodontiformes; Goodeidae
Product: protein shisa-8-like
Exons: 5
Coding region: 2106-3401 (431 amino acids)
Biological process (GO): regulation of short-term neuronal synaptic plasticity; regulation of AMPA receptor activity
Cellular component (GO): dendritic spine membrane; AMPA glutamate receptor complex; postsynaptic membrane
Source: RefSeq, a predicted model, not a curated record